UUUCUUCAUAAUUUCUAUAUUAUCUAUAUUUAUGCUCAUAUAUUAAUACAGAGACCUAACAUUUUUUGGUUAUAGUUUUACCAUUGUUCUUUUUCUAUUUUUUUUACCAAAUAUUAUAUUCUUUCUAUUUUUUUAUCUUUUAAUCUACUCCUCAAUAAAUUACUAUUUCAUACUAUCAAGUGAGAAGCGGCAACGCCGCGACUCCCGCGCGAACGCACAAGUGUCCAGCUAGUUAUUAAUUACUUAAAAGAACAUACGUAAAACCAAUAAAUAACCGCAUUAUCCCAUUUGCCUAUUAGAGUAGAGUGUCUCAUCUCAGGAUUAGCAAGACCACUAUUUAUAGACAGAUUAAAAAAUGAUAAUUACAGUCAGCAUCAUCGUGAUAUUUGCAAUAAAAUCGUGUGUUCUACAAGCGUUCCGUCUAGAAGAGAAGAGAAAGAACGUAUCUGUGAACUCUGAACCUGUCUGGUUAUAACAAUCCAUCUUCAACAAACUCCAUUAACAUAAUAAUGGCCAACUACACCAAACAUACUCACUCACACUCAUAUACCAUCGACCCUAACACUGGUUACUGUUCACAAUCUAGAACCUUCCACAGCCUCCGUCCAAUCGUCCCUCUCCCUCCACCUUCUCAACCUCUCUCUCUCACCGACUACUCACUCUCUCUCCUCCCUGAAACCGCCAUCUCAAACAACAUCCCUGCUCUCAUAGACUCAGCCACCGACCACCACCUCACUUACCCCACUUUCCUCCGUCAAAUCAAAUCCCUCACUUCCUUCCUCCAACAAUCCCGCACUUCUCUCUCCAAAGGCCACGUGGCAUUAAUCCUCACCCCUUCUUCCUUACACGUCCCCGUACUCUAUUUCUCUCUCCUCUCCCUUGGUGUCAUCGUCGCACCUGCUAACCCACUCAGUUCCCAAUCCGAGUUAACUCACUUGAUUCAACUUACGAAACCUGUCAUCGCAUUCGCUACUUCCACAACCGCUUCCAAAAUCCCCAACCUCCCAUUCGGCACAAUCGUAAUUGACUCUCCUUCUUUUCUUUCCAUACUCGAUUCUAACUCUAACUCGGAACUUCGCCGAGUUGAAACGACUCAAUCAGACACAGCGGCGAUUCUCUUCUCUUCAGGAACAACUGGAAAAAUUAAAGGCGUGUUGUUAACUCAUCGUAACCUUAUUGCGUUGAUUGGAGGGUUUUGUUACCUGAAGCACGCGUAUGAUGACGGCGUUGAAAAUGAACCGCAUCCGGUGUCGCUGUUUCCGCUUCCUCUUUUUCAUGUGUUUGGAUUUUUUAUGUUGGUCAGGGCUUUGGCUAUGGGGGAGACACUGGUGUUGAUGCAGAGAUUUGAUUUUGAAGGUAUGUUGAAGGCUGUGCAGAAGUAUAGGAUUACUUAUAUGCCGGUGUCGCCGCCGUUGGUUACGGCGUUUGCUAAGUCGGAGUUGGUGAAGAAAUAUGAUCUUAGUUCGAUUCGGUUGUUGGGGUCCGGUGGCGCGCCACUUGGCAAGGAAGUUGCGGAGAGCUUCAAAACCAAAUUCCCCAAUGUGGAAAUUGUGCAGGGCUAUGGUUUAACUGAAAGUGGAGGAGGGGCAGCAAGAAUGAUAGGGUUUGAUGAGGCUAAGCACUAUGGUUCUGUGGGUCGACUAGCAGAAAAUAUGGAGGCCAAGAUAGUCGACCCUGUUACAGGAGAGGCAUUAUCUCCUGGCCAGAAAGGGGAGCUUUGGUUGCGAGGACCAACAAUCAUGAAAGGUUAUGUAGGAGAUGACAAGGCAACUGUUGAGACAUUGGAUUCAGAGGGAUGGCUGAAGACUGGCGAUCUUUGUUACUUUGACUCUGAUGGUUUUCUAUUCAUUGUAGAUAGACUAAAGGAAUUGAUCAAAUACAAAGCUUAUCAGGUUCCCCCAGCUGAAUUAGAGCACAUACUUCAUACAAAUCCUGAAAUUGCUGAUGCUGCAGUAAUUCCGUAUCCUGAUGAAGAUGCAGGGCAGAUUCCCAUGGCUUUUGUGGUAAGAAAGCCUGGAAGUAACAUCACUGCUGCUCAGGUCAUGGAGUAUGUGGCAAAGCAGGUAGCACCAUACAAGAAGAUACGACGUGUUUCUUUUGUUAACUCUAUUCCUAAAUCUCCAGCUGGCAAAAUUUUAAGAAGAGAAUUAGUUGAUAUUGCUCUAACUAGUGGUUCAUCCAAAUUGUGAUUAAUUGAUAUAACGAUGGAGUCAGAGGCUCAGAGCUGCACUUAACGCUUGCAUAAUUUUUCAUAUUAUUUUCAUAUUGCUAUUAUUGUUUCUUUAUAUCAUAUUACUAUUAUUUAUAAUAAAUAUAUAAUGUAUAGUUUUUUUUUUUUUGACAAAAUACUGUAUAGUUUUUUGAAUCAACGUAUACACAUCAAAUUCGAACCUCA
This is a messenger RNA of Trifolium pratense (red clover), 2395 nucleotides long. Its product is annotated as 4-coumarate--CoA ligase-like 9. Lineage: Eukaryota; Viridiplantae; Streptophyta; Magnoliopsida; Fabales; Fabaceae. The transcript is spliced from 6 exons. The record is from RefSeq and is a predicted model, not a curated record. Bases 510 to 2189 code for a protein of 559 amino acids. Gene Ontology annotation, molecular function: CoA-ligase activity.